AUGUCGGCCCCAGUCACCGUCCCUUCUUCGGGCUCGCCCAAGUACGUCCCGGUCCACAGGCGCAGUCCUUCAUCCACCUCCUCCUCGCCGUCCUCGCACGGCGACUUCCACUCGCGAUGGUCACAUGCCAAGCCUCAGAACGCGCACACCACGCACAUCUCUCCUCACGGGUCGGUCGCACGACGACCAUCCUUCGUGUACGAUAUCAGCGACCUGCUCGCGCUUUCCUCUUCGUCUCUCGUGGGACUCGAGCCCGCCAAGGAGAAGCCCGUCGAAGAACUCCUAGCAUUCACCGCCACCCCUGGCGGUGCGCGAGACAAGACCCCUCGCCGCCGCCGCGCGGGUCGGCGCACUAACACCGCGAACAAGAUCGCUGCGCAUGUCAGCACAGAUGUCGAGAGCCGCCGCAGCCGCCACGGCCACAGCAGCUGGGGCUGGCAAGUGCAUAUAGUUGGCAUGGAGGAGAGCUGGAGGCAUGCGCCGAUGACGGAGAUUCAUGCGUAG
This is a messenger RNA of Fibroporia radiculosa, 504 nucleotides long. RefSeq lists its product as uncharacterized. NCBI's taxonomy places the organism in Eukaryota, Fungi, Basidiomycota, Agaricomycetes, Polyporales, Fibroporiaceae. The transcript has 2 exons. The record is from RefSeq and is a predicted model, not a curated record. The coding region runs from base 1 to 504 and encodes 167 amino acids.